This is a messenger RNA of Staurois parvus, 573 nucleotides long. The record is from the annotation of a GenBank genome assembly. Lineage: Eukaryota; Metazoa; Chordata; Amphibia; Anura; Ranidae.
CAUUUAAUUAGGUUUGAAUAAAUACACUAUAUUACCAAAAGUAUUGUAACACUCCAAAUCAUUGGAUUCAGGUGUUCCAAUCACAUCCAUGGUCACAGGUGUAUAAAAUCAAGCACUUAGGCAUGCAGACUGAUUCUACAAACAUUUGUGAAAGAAUGGGUCGCUCUCAGGAGCUCAGUGAAUUCAAGCGUGGUACAGUGAUAGGUUGCCUCCUGUGCAAUAAGUCCAACUGUGAGAUUUCCUUGCUACUAAAUAUUCCACGCUCAACUGUUAGUGGGAUUAUAACAAAGUGCAACUGGGAAUAAACAAAACUCAGUCACAAAGUGGUAGCCACGUGAAAUGACAAAGCAGGGUCAGCGCAUGCUGAAGUGCACAUUUCGCAGAAGUCGCCAACUGUCUGCAGUGUCAAUAGCUAUAGACCUCCAAACUUCGUAUGGCCUUCUGAUUAACACAACAGUGUGUAGAGAGCUUCAUGGAAUGGGUUUCCAUGGCCAAGCAGCUGCAUCCAAGCCUUACAUCACCAAGUGCAAUGCAAAGCGUCGGAUGCAGUGGUGUAAAGCACGCCACCACUGG